CUCCGUAGGAAGUUGGCGCUCUUAAAAAGGGAAUAUCUCAGAACAGCCCAGAGACUGCAGCGUGCAGAGCGUCUGGAAGGAGUGCGUAGACACGUGAGGACCAGAAUCUCACAGCAGAGCCUCCAGGACCAGAGAGACCCAGAGGUGACAUCUAAACCAAGUCUCAGUCCAGUGACACUGAACGCCGCCAAUCCAACGACCUCAGAUAAACUUCAGUGCCCGGGACACACUGAAGGUCCAGCAGAUUCAGAUCAUUUGAGUAGGAGCCAAGUGAUCAGGUUCCUGCUUCCCUCUGAUGCUGCUUGCCCCCAAACCCCAGAUCCCAGCCAUGACGCAGUUAGAGGUCACAGAUCCAGUCCUGCCCUGCGGCUCAGGUCUCGGCGCAGCCGCCUGCUCUGGGAAAGAAGGAGCGCUGAGGUUUGCAGGAUCACUGACAACAGUGAGGAACUACAGGGGCAGAGUGAAAAGAUGGAGAGUGUUAGAACAAUAGCAGAAGAGGAGAAAAUCAAUUCUGAAGAGGCAGAGGUUGUGAAUAAAAGUGAAGAGUUAUUUUCUUCGUCAGAGUCUGAUUCUCCCUCUCUGCUGCUAACACACUGGAAAACACCUGCACACUCUGAAGCAGGUGAUACGGAGGGAAAGGAAAUGCAAGAAGAUGAUGAACAAAGGGAAAAAGAGGAUGAGGCGACUACUGAGGGGAAUGAAGAAUCAGAGUCGACUUCUUUGCUGCUUAAAUGUCAUAACUCUACUGUACACACUGAAGAAAGGGGACGAGAUCCAACGACAAAUGGAGAAAGAAAGGAAGGAGAGGAAGGAGACAAUGGUGAGAAUACUAGAGGCCAGAGAGAAACAACACUCUCUGACGAGAACCAUAAGAAAAAAGAAGAAACUGCAACAGAGAAAAUAGAAAAUGAAAAAAUGCACAAUGACACAAUGGAAAUAAAAGAUGAAAAGAUUGAAGGAGAUGAAAAGAGUGCAGGUCUCUUGGACUCCUGCACUCUAGUGGAAGGACUACUUUUCCCAGUGGAGUACUACGUCCGGACCACAAGGCGUAUGACAUCUUCGCAGAGUCAACCUGACAUGCAGGCCGUCCUCCUGUCCCAGCUGGGCGUGGGACGACAUCGCAGAGGCUGGGGCCGGGGCAGAGGAUCGAACAGGCAAACACACACCAGUGAGUGUUCAGACGUAAACACACAGGAAGAUUUCUCCUCUGUGAAAACUGCAUCGAUAGAUCCUUGUGAGUCUUCACUUGUGUGUACUGUUGAUGCAUCUGCGGAGCUUUCUGCUGACAGCCAGAGUAAAACUCAGAACGGCAUGGAUUCGUCAUCAUCCCCUGCAGUCAGCGCUACUCAUCCAGGAGCAGGGAGGAGGAGCGGUAGGAGAAGAGGUCGGGGCAGAGGAAGAGGUCAAACCCAAAGAUCUUUUAAGUGUUUAGACAUUGUUCAGGCGGAAACUUCAGAGAAUCACAUACCCACCCUCACCCCGCUCUCCACCUACCCUUCGCUCCAUCCCCCUGAUGGACUGAAGCCUCGUCUCACUCCUCAGGAACCUGUUCUUCUGCCAGACAACGAUCAGCCUGUGUCCACCUGCCACAUGGGUACCCAGCCUUCCCCCGGGGCUGAUGGAGCUCAGUGUAGUCCUGCUUCCAGACAUCUGCAGAAGGUCUAUCCCGUGUUUCUGAUGAAAAACACGCCCACACAGAGGAGUCGAAGUGCAUCAAGCUGGCGAUCUCUCCUUUUGCCUUCCUCUCCAUUCGCCCAAACAUCCCUCUUUCCUCUCCCGUCUCCAUCCACCGGCUCACUGGUCAACAACCUGAAGACUUUUGACAUGCACCAAGAUUUUCAUCUCCCUGACGAACAGUUUGCAUCUCUUAAGCUACACAAGCUUCGGCAGGUCGCUCUUGAAUCAGGAGUUGAACAUUUCACAUCCCCCUCUUAUAAUACUCGCAGUAGCAGCCGCCUCCCUCGCUCUCAUCCUUGCUCCAGCACCGAUGACCCAGUGGUGCCACUUCCUCUCCCACUCAGCCUCACCCCGACCAUUGCAAUGGAAGAAAAACCUGCGUGUGUAGACGUCCAGAACCUGCCAACAGAUUCUAAGCUUUUAGACCAGUCCUUAGCUGAAGAGUCAUCCAACCGAGAUAAAACAGGAACUCCUGAAGAACAUCAGACUGAAAACCUCGAUGCAAAGACUCACACCAGCUCAACAGAAUCUGUGCCAGCUCAAGAAUUCCCUACUGACUGUGUAGAUGAAACUAAAAAGCAGGAUACUGUGGAUACUCUCAGCCAGAGCAACACACACACAUCUAUAGACGGCCACGUCAAACCUCAGCCUUACAUGAACUGUGCAGACAGUCCUGCAAGCAAAGUGGAUGGUUUUAUAGUUGAGCAGUCAAAUGAACUAAAAAUAAAACAGCCUGCAUCAGACAAAGACGCAUAUUGUCCUGGUGUAGUCUGUCCUGUGGAGGAUCAGACGUCUACAAACCACCAAAGAGAAGACAGAGCUGUCAUCAAGACUCUGUGCUUUGAUUGUCCACCAGAGGAAACGGCUGAGGAGGCUUCUAACAACGACACUGAAGCUCCAGUGAAGCAUCUGACAUCACCUGCCAAACACAUCACCACCACAAGUCCCCCCAGAGACAGAUCAGUGAUGAACAACAGUCAGAAGUCUUCACCACAUCCCAGUGUCCACUCUCAGCUCCUGUUGAGUCCUCCGCUGACCUCAGCACACUCCCCCAUCACAACUCCUCACCUGCCCUCCUCAGCCCUCCUCUCCAGCCCCAAGCUGCCUUCCCUAGGACUCACCCCUCGCCCUGUUUCCUCCAGCCUCCCCCUGACCUCCUCUCCCUCUGCCCCGGCUCUCACGCCACCUCCUCCUCCUCACAGCCCAGCAUCCCAUGAUCUCUCUUCUCCGGCUCUGUCUCCCUGUCCGUCCAUCACGCCCCUCCUUUCCGGCCAGCCCCUAGCGUCCCGCUCCAGUCAGGACAGGGCUUCAUCAGAACUGUCAGCUGCAGCCCAUCGUCCUCCCAGCGUUGAGCCGGCAACCUUUGCAACUGCAUCCAGCGUCCAGUCACGAGACACAGGCAGGCAUGAGAGAGAGAGAAUGGAGGAGACUGCAGAGCAACAUGUGGUAACAUCCACACACACUCUGAAGGCCCCAGCAGGAGGCUGUCUGGUGGACACGUGCUGUCUGCCUGGACCCUCGGGGGGUUUGUGUGUAGCGGCGGCAGGAAAAUGGGCGGUGUGUUUGUGGAGUCAGACGCCAGCAUCUGAUUGGAACUUAACACACACAUGGACCUUCAAUGACCGGGUGAUCAAUGUGUUUCCUGUCCCCGAUGCUGCUGGGCUGUUGUUUGUGACUUUGGGUCAGCUGGAAAUCAGAAAAGUCAGGUUGCUUUCGUGCUCCAGCCUCACACAGGUGCUGCUGUGUGAGGGGGUUUUCCAGGUUGUUGUGGGCGUGUCCAGGUCCAGAGUGGUUACUUCCUCCCACUCAGCGUCAGGUUCAACCCUGCGGGUGUUUAACGUCUCAGACGACAACAGCACACCGAGCUCUCAGCCUCUUGAGUCUCCUGGUCUGUGUGUCGGGGCCCUCGCUCCGGUGGACGGACUCUCUGAUGCUCUGAUUGGCACAGACGAGGGUGGACGUGUCUUUGUCUGGAACUUGAAGAGCGGCCAGCUGCUGCGUAGGAUCGUCCUUGGAGACGGUUUUUCACACACAGCCUGUCUCAGAGGAUACUCUCACUGUGGCGUGUUGUUUGUCCUGCUACAGCAUCAGCUGCUCAGCUCCCUGGAGGAUGUAGAAAAUGAGGCCAAAGCAAAAGAUGAAAUGUUUUCUGAAGAGGACAGGAAGCGGACCGCCUUGUUCUCCUUGGUCGCCGUUAACGCUCUGAGCGGCAAAUCCGUGCUGGCUACUCGACUGUACCCCCCCGAAGCCUGGUCUGGCAGACUGUGUGAAGCUGAUGUCAACUGCUCCAACGUGGUCGGUCUGAGUCAGAGCGGCUGCGUGUGCGUGUGGGAGCUUGGGCGUCCGGGGGCCUCGAGGAUGGUGUGGGCCCCCGAGAGUGAAGGCUGGCAGCUGGCUCGUUGGGGGGGGCCAGACACGCUGGUGACCGGCCAUCACACAGGAGAUGUCACUGUUCACUGCUACAGGAAAAUAUAGAUUCUCACAAUGACUUUUAUCAAACGCAAACGUCUUUCUGUCCCCGUUUGAAUGUUCACAAAGGUUUUAACUUGGUCUCAGUUAAGAGACGCGUCUGAUGUUUGAGGUUCUGUGGCUUCGUGUACACACGUUUCAGUUUGACUGAGUUCAAGCAGCUGGGUCACAAUGCAGUCAUCGGGCCACAGUUCAGCUCAGAUAUGAGGUUUACUUACUGUAAACUGAACAUUUCCCAUAAGUCAGUGGCCUGUUUGUAAAGCUUUAAAGAUGGAAUGUGUGUUUUCCUUCAGCCUGUGGAAAUUGUUUUUAAAAUGGAAACACUGGAUGUCUCAUCACUGAACCUGUGUGUGUGUGUGAGACAAUGACACUGUGAGUUUCCACUUUUUAUGUCACUGUAACUACAUGUUAUAUUUAAAGAAAAAGUUUUUAUAUAUAAAAUUUAACAUUAAA
Messenger RNA from Paralichthys olivaceus (Japanese flounder), 4599 nucleotides. The record is from RefSeq and is a predicted model, not a curated record. Lineage: Eukaryota; Metazoa; Chordata; Actinopteri; Pleuronectiformes; Paralichthyidae.